AUGCGCGAGGGAAGCUCCGCCGGUGUGGCGCUGCGCGAGACCAUCCAACUCGCGCAAGCCACCGAAGCGAUGGGAUACGAGCGCUACUGGGUGGCCGAGCAUCACAACCUGCCCAAUUUUGCCGGCACCGCCCCCGAGGUUCUGGUCGGGCAAAUUGCGGCCAACACCCGGCGCAUCCGCGUCGGUUCCGGCGGCGUGAUGCUGUCGCACUACAGUUCCCUGAAAGUGGCGGAGACGUUCCGUAUGCUGGAUGCCUUCUACCCCGGCCGCAUCGACCUGGGCAUCGGUCGGGCGCCCGGCAGCGAUCAGAUAACCGCCGCCGCGCUGGCGUAUCCCAGCACCCCGAAAGACAUUCGCCAUUUCCCGCAGCAGGUGCGGGACGUGGUGAAUUAUCUGAACGACUCGCAGCCCGACGACCACCCCUUCAACGCGGUGGCUGCAUCCCCAGACGAACCGGACACUGCGCCGCAGGUCUGGUUGCUGGGGUCUCGGUACGAGUCGGCGUUUAUGGCCGCCAAGAUGGGCCUGCCCUUCGCCUACGCACACUUCUCGAAUUUCGAGGCCUCGGAGCACCUGGAGCAACCGUUGGUGAACGUUGGGGUGCAGGUACUGUGCGCCGACACCGAGGAAGAGGCGCGGCGGAUCGGGUCCAGCCGCAACCUGGGUCGCCUGCGGUCGGUAACGGGUCAAGCCAAGGGCAUUCCAUCGCCGGAGUUGGCUGCUUCGUACAAAUAUCUGGCCAACGAGUGGCAAUUUAUACAGCAGUAUCUCCGCAAUUGCGUGGACGGCGACCCGGAAGAGGUGAAAGCAGGGCUGGAGCGAGUUUCGGAACAGUACCAAACCGCCGAUCUGAGCGUGGUUACCAUCUGCUACCACUAUGCCGACCGCGUGCGCUCCUACGAACUGGUGGCGCAGGCGUGCGGGCUGGAGCCGCCCGACCUGGGUUAA
This is a messenger RNA of Geodia barretti, 948 nucleotides long. NCBI's taxonomy places the organism in Eukaryota, Metazoa, Porifera, Demospongiae, Tetractinellida, Geodiidae. The record is from the annotation of a GenBank genome assembly.